Epinephelus moara (kelp grouper) is the source of this 2641-nucleotide messenger RNA. Its product is annotated as E3 ubiquitin-protein ligase TRIM39-like. The transcript has 2 exons. The record is from RefSeq and is a predicted model, not a curated record. Lineage: Eukaryota; Metazoa; Chordata; Actinopteri; Perciformes; Serranidae. Gene Ontology annotation, molecular function: zinc ion binding; protein binding. Bases 699 to 2396 code for a protein of 565 amino acids.
CCACUUGAAAGUAUAUCAUUAUUAAAACAGCAGGCAUUCAUGACACAGCAAUUAAUGACCAUUUGUUAAAAUGUACCUGUAAACAGGUCACCGAUGCUCCUAUUACGGUAGAUUAUGGUAGAUUAUGCUUUUAGGUUUGCUUGACUUUGGACUUGGUCGGACAUGCAACGCGCUAUCCCGCCACUAGAGGGCACGUGACCAACUUUCCGCUUGACCAAUGUGUGUCGCUACUCUGGUAUUGUAGGAUCCUACCUGUUACAGGUGUGUCAUGCCAAAGGUUGCUCAGCUGAAGACAGAAAAAUGUCAACAACAAAGCUGAAACAAGGGGCGGGGCAAAAGCAAGACAUGAGUUUAAACGUCAGACUCCUGAAAGGAAACUGAUAGAGUAGCAGGAGCACACUAACAGGAGUACUACGGUUGAGACACGUCUCCCCGCUGUUUGCUGUUAAAGAUAUAUUACGGUAAACUAAGGUUGCGGGGAUUUCCAAACUACGUGACAAUAGAGCUGAAACGAGGCGGAGCUACAACAAGACUGGAAAACAACAAGACUUCAAAGUCCGACUCCUGAAAGGAAACUAAAAGUUAGUAAAAUCGACGGGAGAACUGUAGUUGAGACACGUCUUGCUGUUUGUCUUUGAAGAUAGAAUAUAGGGAACUAAGCUCCCAGAGUCUCUGCACACUGGUGAGUACAGCUGAUCAUGUGUACUGUGUUUAAACAACCAGCAUUACCACAUACCUGCACUGUGCUCACACAGGAUAUGGCUGCUGCCAGCAGUUCACUGUCUGAAGAUCAGUUUCUGUGCUCCAUCUGUCUGGAUGUGUUCACUGAUCCAGUCAGCACACCAUGUGGACACAACUUCUGCAAGAACUGCAUCACUGAACACUGGAAUAUUAAUGUCCACUAUCAGUGUCCCAACUGUAAAAAGGUUUUCGACACAAGACCUGAGCUGCAGGUCAAUACUUUUGUCUCUGAGAUGGUUUCUCACUUCAGACAGUCAGCUCAACAGAGAGCCAGCAGCUCAGAGCAACAAGCUGCUGAACCAGGAGACGUUCCCUGUGACGUCUGCACUGGACCCAAAGUGAAGGCCCUGAAGUCCUGCCUGGUGUGUCUGGUCUCCUACUGUGAGACUCACCUGGAGCCUCAUCUGACAGCGUCAGGCCUGAAAAGACAUCAGCUGAUCGACCCUGUGGAGAACCUGGAAGGCAGGAUGUGUAGGAAGCACGAUAAACCUCUGGAGCUGUUCUGUAAGACCGACCAGAGGUGUGUCUGCAUGCUCUGCUCUGUUUUGGAUCACAAGUCACAUGAUGUUGUGCCUCUAAAAGAAGAAUAUGAAAGAAACUUGGCCAAGCUUGGAAAGACAGAGGCUGGAGUUCAGCAGAUGAUCGAGGAGAGACGACUCAAGAUUCAGGAGUUUAAACGUUCAAUCAAUAUCAGCAGAGAAAUUGCAGACAGAGAGAUAGCAAUCAAAAAUCAUGUCUUCACCAAGCUGAAGGAGGCUAUUGAGAGAAACCAGGCCAAACUUAUUGAGUCGACUGAAGAAAAGCACAGAAUGACAGAGAAACAGGCUGAAGGCUUCAUCAAAGAGCUGGAACAGGAAAUCUCUGAGCUGAAGAAGAGAAGCGCUGAGCUGGAGCAGCUCUCACGCUCAGAAGACCACCUUAACCUCGUCCAGAAGUUUCCAUCUCUGGAUGCUGCUCCACCCACCAAGAACUGGACAGAGGUCAAAGUCUGCCUUCCUUCAUAUGAGGGGACUGUGAGGACAGCUGUUGAUCAGUUGGUGGAGAUGCUCAAAAAUGAGAUGAAGAAGCUUCUCACAGAGUUUGAGUUGAAGACAGUCCAGCAGUAUGCAGUGGACGUCACACUUGAUCCUGAUACAGCACAUCCCCGACUCAUCCUGUCUGAAGAUGGGAAACAAGUACAUGAUGGUGCUGUGUGGAAGGAUCUCCCAGAAAACCCAAAGAGAUUUUCUCGUGGUCUCUGUGUCUUAGGGAAGCAGUUUGUUUCUUCAGGAAGAUUUUACUUCCAGGUUCAGGUGAAAAGGAAACCUGAUUUGGCUUUGGGAGUUGUCAGAGAGUCAGUCAACAGAAAGGGGCCAAUCACUGUAAGCCCAAACAAUGGUUACUGGACAAUAUGGUUGAUCAAUGAAAAUAUCUGCCAUUCUGUUACUGAGUCCUUGGUCCCUCUCCCUCUGAAGUCGAAGCCAGAGAAGGUGGGGGUGUUUGUAGAUUAUGACGAGGGUCUGGUCUCCUUUUAUGAUGUUGAUGCUGCAGCUCUCAUCUACACCUACACUGGCUGCUCCUUCACUGAAAAACUCCACCCAGUCUUCUCUCCCUGUGCAGAUCAGGAUGGUGAAAACUCUGCCCCUCUGAUCAUCUGUCCUGUCAACCCUACUUAGUGGAAUGAUGUCGUUUUCUGCAGACAGACUCACUUUGAGAUGAGAUGAACUUUCUUAAUGCCAAAGGAAUAUUUGCAGUUUUUGCUUCUUAAUGUAACCAAUCCCAUAAUUUAGCAGUAAUAUACAGUGUUUGUUUUCUUCUGGUUAUAAUUAACAGUGAUUUUGCCGUCUUUAUUUUAUCACAAUAUGCAAAAAAGAAAAAAGUAAUUAUUUUGACAGGUAUUGCGAUUGCAAUAUGAGUCACA